AUGCAGCUGCCGCGGCAUACACUCACGUCGCGCGCGCCGCGCCCGGCGUUUGCGAGCGCGAGCUUUGCGUACGUCGGCAAGGGGAAGGAUGCAGGGGUAGUCGCGGGGUGCGCGACUGACGAGGGAUUCGCGGUCGUACACGUGCCAUCCCUCGAGGUCGCGAUCCGGAGGAGCUUUGCGCCGCCGUGCGGGCUUGCACACGCUGUGCCUCUUGGGGAUACGUCGCUUAUCGCGCUGGUUGGUGGGGGUGAGGCGCCGCUCUUUUCGCCGACACAGGUGGUGCUGUGGGACGACGCGUACGUGCCGCCGGCGCGUCCGGCGGCCACGACGCUCUUUUCGCUCGAUGACGACGGCGUGCACACGUCGCCGGCGCUGCCUGCAACGUACGGGACGCCAGGCAUGCCCGUGUGCCAGCUCGAGAUGCACGCGCCGGUCUGCGGCGUGCACGCAAUUGCCCCAGACGCGGCGCAUAUCUAUCUCGCAGUGGUGCUGCCUACACACGCGCUCCUCUUGGAGCUCACGUUGCACGAUACAUGGACGGUCAAGCGCCGUCUGCGCCUCGAUACGGCGCGCGAGGCACGAGACGUCUGUGCACUGCAGUACAGUCCGUCGGCCCACGCCGUGCUCCUCGCCGUGCCGGGACGCACGCUGGGGCACGUCCAGCUCGCGCAGGUGCCGCUGGAUGACGCGAGCGUCGCGGCGACGACCAUCUUUAUAGCGUCGCAGUCGCCCGUCGCCGCGCUCGCGCUAUGGCACGGCGGCCUGCUCGCCACCGCAUCAGAGCGGGGGACGCUCGUGCGCGUCUGGCGUAUCGUGAACUCGCCGCCACACGCGGCACAUGCCGCGCCACGCACCGCGAUCCAGGUGCACCUCGUGCGCGAGCUGCGGCGCGGCCAGGAUCCGGCGGAUACGCACGGCCUCGCGUUCGCACCGGACGCCGCUUGGCUGGCUUCAGUAAGCGACAAGGGCACCGUGCACUUUUUCCGGUGCGAUCCCAGCGCGCCGCCGCGCACGGCCGCCGAGCGCUCCGCUGCCAAGUUCUACCUGCCGCUCCAAGUGUUUCCGGGCGGGGAGCAGGGCGCAGAUACCGACGUCCAGGAAGGGGCAUGGGCACGCACCGCAGCACGCCUCGCGGCCGUGAGCCGAGGCACCGCGCCUCGCCAAGAGCGCGCAUCGCUCGUGUGGCAGGACACGACGCUCUACGUCCUAACUACGUCGGGUGCGUGCUACGGAAUUGUGCCUGACGACGGUGCGCCUGCGUCCGUCCAAAAUGCGCCACCCUCGAUGCAGCACCUGCAGCACCAGUGCACCCUCACGCACCUCGCGCUCCUCGCCUGGGACGAAGACGCGUGGGUGUAG
Malassezia japonica is the source of this 1359-nucleotide messenger RNA. RefSeq names its product Phosphatidylinositol 3,5-bisphosphate-binding protein (gene HSV2). The transcript is spliced from 3 exons. The record is from RefSeq and is a predicted model, not a curated record. Lineage: Eukaryota; Fungi; Basidiomycota; Malasseziomycetes; Malasseziales; Malasseziaceae. Gene Ontology annotation, molecular function: protein binding; phosphatidylinositol-3,5-bisphosphate binding; phosphatidylinositol-3-phosphate binding. Bases 1 to 1359 code for a protein of 452 amino acids. Gene Ontology annotation, biological process: protein localization to phagophore assembly site; nucleophagy; autophagy of mitochondrion. Gene Ontology annotation, cellular component: extrinsic component of membrane; phagophore assembly site membrane; cytosol.